AUGCCCUGCCUGCCCCCCUCGCUUAAUCUGGACUCAGUGUCGGAGACCCCGGCCAGCUCCACAGGCGCUGCUGCGGGCCGCGAGGGGCUCAAACCCAAGGGCAGCGGAGCCGGAGCCGGGGCCGGGGAGAGGAAGGGAGUUGUUUACGCGACGAAAGGUGCUGGGGAAAAGACGAGGUCUGGAGAGCCCGGGGAGCCCCAGAAAUGCAGAGCGCCCCGCCGGUCUCCGCCCCACCCGCCCUGGAGUCCGCGGGAGCGAGAAAAUUCCCUAAAAAGGGCCGGGACGCGCCCGCGGGUGGGAGGGGGGAGGCGGCCGAGGGCCCAAGGGCGUCCGGCUAGUGCGGAGGGCCCCCAGCCCUCGCCCGGCCGCCGCCUCUGCGCCCCCGCCGCUGAGCCCCUACCUGCAGUGCCCCGCGCCCCCGCUGCCUCGGUCGCUCGGCUCCGGCGAGACGGCGGCGGGGGCGUGGGAGCGAGCCGCGCCGGGCGGGGUGGGGCUGCGCCGCCGAGGCUCCCGCGGGACGGCCGGGCCCUGGGAGCCGGGAACGAGGAAGCGGCGGGCGGCGGAAGUGGGGGAGGGGCGGCGGCGGGCACCCGCGCUCGCCUCCCUCCCGGCGGCCUUGGGGAGCCCCCUUGGGCGCGGCCGCUCGCACUUCCAGGCCCGGGGAAAAGUUCCCGGCGCGCAUCCCUGCCCCGCAGCUGGCCGCGCUCGUCCGCACUCCGCCCGUCGCCGGGGCGCUCGGCUCCGCACGCUCAGAUCCACUUGCUGCGCCGCGCUGGGCGGCGCAUCCCCGCCGCGGGGACACGCGCGGGCUGUCGACCCACGCGCACUUGCUGCUGGCGACUCCCGGGCAGCCCCGCCGCAACGCACCCGCACCCUGGGCGAGAAGGCGCAGCGGGGAAGGAGACCCGCUGGAGCGGGGAGAGCAUUGACCCGGUGCCGCGCAUCAGGGCAGCUCCAGAGCCGCGGGAACAGGACCGGGUCGGGGGUGUCUGUCGGGAAUACUUCCGUGGGGUCAUUCGUUCAUUCACUGAACAAACAUCCACGAGCAAGCCGGGAACUGGGAGUCAUCCUUGGCACCUCCCUGUCCUGUGAUCCAGAAACUGAGAGACAGAGAGUGAAGGGACUUGUCCAAGGCCAUACAGCAAAUAAGUGAUGAAAUUCAAAUCCACAGUGGCUGCUUCCAGGGACUGUGCUUGUAACCUCUGCUCCCAGCCUGUUCCCUUUCUGUCCUGUUGCAGUUUCUAUCUUCCAAGAAAUGUUUUAGUCAGUUUGAUUCUUAGUCCUCAUUACUGGAUGAAGUACUUCGUCCCCCUUCCUAGCACAGAGGAAUGAGACCCACUCGGGAGUACAGUGGGUGAGAGCUCAGCUCCCAAAACCAUUUCUCCCCGUUCCAGGCUUAUCCCCAGGAACAGAACUCCAUGGGUUGUUUCAACCUGUCCCCAAGAUGGUGAGAGAUCUGGAACUUCCAUCCCUUCUCUUUGCCAGAUAGUUGCCACAUGAAGGGGUAGAGAGAGAAAAGCAUCCAAGCUAGAGAUAAUUCAGGGGGCUAAGCUGGAAGGGUGUCAGGCAAGAGAAAGACCCAGGCAGCGGCCCCAGGAGCAGAUGGCAAAAGGAGGUGGAAGGAACCAUGGAAAAAUAGAUGGCUGAGACUUCUGGCUUCCAU
Messenger RNA from Mirounga angustirostris (Northern elephant seal), 1663 nucleotides. Its product is annotated as translation initiation factor IF-2. The transcript is spliced from 5 exons. Bases 1 to 1092 code for a protein of 363 amino acids. Lineage: Eukaryota; Metazoa; Chordata; Mammalia; Carnivora; Phocidae. The record is from RefSeq and is a predicted model, not a curated record.